AUGGCAGAAGCCGCUCUUGAGGCGAAGAACCAGCGGAACAACGAAAGUGUAACCAUGUACAUUGAGGACAUGACCCACCUCUUCCGCCGAGCCGAUCCAAACAUGGCUGAGGACAAGAAAGUGCGGCACCUAAUGCGUCGUGUGAAACAGGAGCUCUUUGCUGGCCUGGUUCGUAAUCCGCCCCGCACUGUAGCCGAAUUUCGAUCAGAGGCGACGACGAUGGAGACGACGCUGCAGCAGCAGGCGAGGCAGUACAACAGAGAUCAUGACCUUGCGCCGGUGCACACUGCGAAAAUUGUGAAAGAGCACCUAGAAACUAGUAGGGUCCAUCUGGUCUCCUGGCCGGCCAAGGGCGCCUACAUGAACAUGUGCGAAAAUGUAUGGGGCCGCAUAAAAGCAGCCAUGGUGCGGCCCCCUAUUCAUUUGGCAACUGAGGACGAGCUGUGGGAAGCUGUUUGCCAAGAGCGGGAGCAUCUUAGAGCAAGUCCUGCUGCAGAUCACACAGGAGAGACUCACCACGGAAAGGACACUAUUGCAAGGAUACCUCUCCAUACAAAGGUGUCCAUGGCUCUGUGGUUGCUUGGCAACGAAGAGUCCUUCCAAGGUGUUGCCGACCGUUUUGGAGUCAACAAGGGCUUGCUGCACUACAACAUCAUCAUUGAACUUUGGGCAGGUGCAGCACGAGACUUUAUCCAGUGGCCUUUGUCACUGCAGGAUGUAGCCCAUGAAUUCUACCGAAAGUGGCGGUUUCCUGGAGUUGUCGGUGCUGUGGACGGUUGCCAUAUCGCUAUGAAAGCCCCACAGAAGGAGCAGGAUGCUUAUUACAACAGGAAAGAGUUUCGCUCAAUCAUCCUGCAGGGGUGCUGUGAUAGCAACAUGGCAUUCACCCAUGUGCAUGCAGGCUCUCCAGGAAGAAUGUACAAUGCCAAGGUGUUCAGUGCAUCAGGCCUGGACAGGCUAGUAGAGAAGUUACCGGCAAACUUCCAUAUUCUUGGUGACUCAGCCUAUGCACUGUCUGUCGGACUCAUGCGACCUUACAGAAAUAAUGGCCAUCUAAGUGCACAAGAAAUAAAAUUAAAUGAAAGACUAGGUGCAGCAAGAUCAGUAAUUGAGCGUGCAUUCGCACAGCUAAAAGGUAAAUUCAGGCGGUUGAAAUACCUUGACAUGAAAGGCUCUGCACUCAUUAGUAAAUAUGUGCUGGCAGCAUGUGUUCUGCACAACAUCAUUCUUAUGUCAAAGGAUUCCUUUGAUUGGGAGAGCCUGGAGGAAGAAGGUGAUGACGACGAUCCAUCUUUUGAUGGGAACUCCACAGGAGUUUCGGAGAGCAGGGGCGCACUUAAGCGCCGAGCAGUAACGUUGGCUUUGUAGAAAACAGGCAUG
This is a messenger RNA of Dermacentor andersoni, 1380 nucleotides long. NCBI's taxonomy places the organism in Eukaryota, Metazoa, Arthropoda, Arachnida, Ixodida, Ixodidae. The record is from RefSeq and is a predicted model, not a curated record.